Messenger RNA from Rhincodon typus (whale shark), 1797 nucleotides. RefSeq names its product stomatin-like. The transcript is spliced from 7 exons. NCBI's taxonomy places the organism in Eukaryota, Metazoa, Chordata, Chondrichthyes, Orectolobiformes, Rhincodontidae. Gene Ontology annotation, cellular component: plasma membrane. The coding region runs from base 75 to 920 and encodes 281 amino acids. The record is from RefSeq and is a predicted model, not a curated record.
GCUGCUAAGGUGGGCGGGUGCUGUUAGCAAGGUUGGAGUCUCAAGCAGACGGUGUGUGAGGAGGGAGCUUCAAUAUGAGAUUGAACCAAAGUAAAUUGGCUCCAGCAAGAGCCGAGGAGGGCUCAAAAUCACAGUACAGCGCUUCAGGGCUGGGAUGCUUUGGUUGGAUUCUAAUCAUCCUGUCGAUUAUCUUUACCCUCGCAACUCUACCCAUCUCAAUCUGGUUCUGCAUGAAGAUUGUCAACGAAUAUGAAAGAGCUGUGAUAUUUCGAUUGGGCCGUAUUGUUCACGGGAGAGCGAAAGGCCCAGGUAUUUUCUGGAUUUUACCUUGUACUGAUACAGUUAAUCUAGUUGACUUGAGGACAGUGUCAUUCUCUGUCCCACCACAAGAGGUAUUAACGAAAGACUCUGUCACGAUAAUGGUGGAUGCUAUUGUCUACUAUCGUGUCUUCGAUCCUGUGAUGUCAGUCAUCAGUGUAAUCAAUGUGGACAGUGUUACUCACCUGCUGGCCCAGACAACAUUGCGGAACAUUCUGGGCACCAAGAGCCUGUCAGACGUUCUUUCUGAUCGGGAACACAUGGCACAGGAGAUGGAGCAUCUUCUGUUCGAUGCAUCGAAGGGAUGGGGGAUUAAGGUUGAGCGAGUGGAAUUUAAAGACGUCAGACUGCCGGUGGUUUUGCAAAGAGCGAUGGCAGCCGAGGCUGAAGCUGUGAGGGAUGCCAAAGCCAAGGUGAUUGCUGCAGAAGGUGAGUUGAAUGCCUCCCGUGCUCUCAAAGAUGCAGCCACAGUGAUGUCAAUGAGUCCAAGCGCCUUGCAGCUGCGUUACCUCCAGACACUCUCCGAGGUUGCUUCGGAGCGAAACUCCACCAUCAUGUUCCCGGUGCCGAUCAACAUGGCAUUAGCCUUCUCGAGGAGCUGAAGCGGCCUGGUGGCAAUGGGAAGGCAUUCUUUCUGAACACCGUGUUGUAAUUGAGCUGCGGUGCAAGUCAUGUGAAAAGCUCACCUGAGUGGACUGUUCGAGAAGUCUACACCAUUAGAUGUUGUUCGUUCAUAUAGGCUUACCAUGCACUCUGUGCAAAGAGACCAGCCUUUUAUGGCUCUUCUCCUUCGCAGAUACCUCUUAAAUUUUGUGGUCUGUCUCCCUAUUUUCUCUCUGGGUGUCCAUUCAUGUGCUAAUUGGCUGCAGAACGUAAUAUGUAAAACCUUUCUACAGAAUAAUUUUUUCUUGAUUUAAGUGAGGAAGAUAGCGUUGCCUGCCAGGUUUUAUUAGGUAACAAGAAGGUGAAAGAUCCUUACAGUACAGAGCUACCAAGCCCUAGAGAAGUAUUUGGCUUCCAAUUGGCAAUGAACAAGAGUUAAAUAAAGCCAUCAGGUUUGGGCAAUGCUUAUAAAAUUUACAUUUAAGUCCAGGCAUGGGUUUUGUGGUGGAAGAAAAGAUGAUCAGAGGUGAGUAAAAGCAUCUAUGGAUAGAAAGAAGGAAACAGUAAAAUUGUCACUUCCUUAUGCCUCUGAACUGUAAUUUUCUUUCAUCCAAAACACUAGUUAGGACUUGACAAAAAGUGAGAAAAAAGGACUAAUCAGAACACACAUAUGGAAGUUUUGAGGUAGCAUUUCUGCUCUCACACCUCUCAUUACGUGCAAAGCAGCAUCGAAACAGCUUGAAUUGUUGCUUAUUCUCAGAGUGCAUGCUACAUGUGCGAUGAACAAGUUAUCAGCUUUUGCCAAGUGUGCAUGUGACUAACUUCACCUCUGUGAGCCUUUUGACUUGAACCACGUUCUGUUUGUUUCAGCUACAU